Siniperca chuatsi (mandarin fish) is the source of this 1678-nucleotide messenger RNA. It is a transcript of the gene agmat, whose product is annotated as agmatine ureohydrolase (agmatinase). Gene Ontology annotation, molecular function: agmatinase activity; metal ion binding. The transcript has 7 exons. The record is from RefSeq and is a predicted model, not a curated record. Bases 174 to 1385 code for a protein of 403 amino acids. NCBI's taxonomy places the organism in Eukaryota, Metazoa, Chordata, Actinopteri, Centrarchiformes, Sinipercidae.
ACGGGACAUGAAAAGUAGCAAAUGUAUAUCUCACCUGAGCUGAUGUGGUACUGCGCGGGGUUUAUGUGAGGAUCAGAGAUGGUGCAUUCAACACAAGAACAUAUGGCCACCUAAAUACAUAUUAAACACUAUCCUGGUGGACUUUUUGUCAGUUGCCUGCUGCUAAUAAGGCCAUGAAUAUUACGAGUUUACUAGGAAACACUAAAGGUAGCAGUGGAAGUCCAUCUCACCCUCUCACACACCGCACAGUUACCAGUAUGGCUUACACUCAUAACUCUCACCAAGUUAUGUUGUCAGUUUGGAAGAAGAUAACUCGCGCUGUGAUUUCGCCGUCUUGCAGUGGGACUGCAGCGGGCUUCUCUCUAGGGCCACGACAAACUCUGUCUCUCUGCAGCGACAGACGAGGUCUGUACAUUAAUCCCAACAGAAAAAGCUCCGGGAAACGCUACAAUGUGCCACCGAGCGCCGAGUUUGUUGCACGGGUGUCAGGGAUCCCCACUAUGGCCAAGUUGCCCUACCAGGAGACAGCGGACGGGCUCGAUGCGGCGUUUGUCGGCGUCCCAAUUGAUACCGGGACCUCCAACCGACCUGGAGCAAGGUUUGGUCCCAGGCAGAUCAGAGUGGAAUCUGCCAUGCUGAGAUCUUACAACAGUGGCACCAGGGCAGCACCUUAUGAGUCCCUUAUGGUGGCUGAUAUUGGGGACGUCAAUGUGAAUAUGUAUGACCUGAAGGACACAUGCAAACGCAUCAGGGAGGCCUACUGGAAGAUCCUGGCUACUGGCUGCAUUCCUCUCACUAUGGGUGGCGAUCACACAAUUGCAUAUCCGAUCCUGCAAGCUGUUGCUGAGAAGUAUGGCCCAGUGGGUCUGGUCCAUGUGGAUGCUCAUGCUGACACCAGUGAUGUGGUCUUGGGGGAGAAGAUCGGACAUGGGACUCCAUUCAGACGUUGUGUGGAGGAGGGGCUACUGGACUGCAAGAGAGUGGUCCAGAUCGGCCUGCGUGGUUCAGGCUACUCUGCAGAUUCAUAUGAAUGGAAUCGGUCACAGGGUUUCCGUGUGGUACAAGUGGAAGAAUGUUGGUUCAAAUCUCUUGCGCCUCUGAUGGCUGAGGUCAGGGCUCAGAUGGGCAGUGGUCCAGUUUACCUCAGUUUCGACAUCGAUGCUCUUGACCCGGGCUUUGCCCCUGGAACAGGCACACCAGAGAUAGCAGGGCUUACUCCCAUACAGGGAGUUGAGAUUAUUCGGGGCUGCCGUGGCCUAAACCUUGUUGGAUGUGAUCUAGUGGAGGUGUCUCCACCCUAUGACACCACAGGGAACACUGCACUGACUGGUGCCAACCUCCUUUUUGAAAUGCUGUGUGUCCUCCCAAAAAUUAAAUACUCCUAAUCAGUACAGACCACACAGUACAGAACAGGUAGUUUGUUAAAAAUAAAUACAGAUAACCGAACGCCAAAUGAGCAGGCUGUCCUGCAACAAUUACAAUUUAAUGUUUUAUUCAAUAAAGAUAUUGCAUUUUAUUACAACGAUCAAGAUGAUGAAUGCACUAUCGAAGAACAACUGAAACAGCAGCAGAUGUCAUUUACACCUACUUGUAAAAGAGUAUUCCAUGUAAUAUAUUAACAGUGACAUUUUUACAGUUUAUGUUAACAAAACAAAUGAAUAAACCAAGCGCACACUAA